AUGUACUUGGCGGUCUUUCAGGAGUUUGCCCAUCCGGAGGUGUUGGCGCGGGUCGAGGCGGAGGAGAUAUGCAGUAUUGACAGGGCCACAGGGCCGUGCACGAUGGCGAAGUCAGAGCAGGAGCUUGCGGCGGUGAGAAGCAACGCCAAGUUGAUUAUUGAUGAUGCAACCACAAGUGAGGAGGCGGUUGAAGCGGCGCUUGCGGCCCUUCGCAAGCUUGGUUUCGUCGUUACGCAUCGACAUCCUGUAACUUCGGCGGGGUGCCCAAUGAGGGACCGUGUCAUUCUGUCCUACACCGCAUGA
Messenger RNA from Trypanosoma rangeli, 303 nucleotides. RefSeq lists its product as uncharacterized. The transcript has a single exon. NCBI's taxonomy places the organism in Eukaryota, Euglenozoa, Kinetoplastea, Trypanosomatida, Trypanosomatidae. The coding region runs from base 1 to 303 and encodes 100 amino acids. The record is from RefSeq and is a predicted model, not a curated record.